CAACAAAGAGACUAGUGUCCUUUUGGAGUUGAAACUUGUCAAACAAAUAAACUCAAAAGUCCUAAAGUGGAAUCAUCAACAUGUGCUAAACUGCUAACUGUUCGAGCUUAAUCUAUCAUCGUGGACCCUUCACCCUUUACUCGGCUAUUCACCAACGUUUUGCGCGUUAAACUCUGCACUUUCACAAAAUUAACUUAAGCUUAACAAACAAGGUGCAUUGCUUCCCGCAAAACCCUUAACUUAUUAUUUAUUGAUUUGUUCGUGCGUGCAAGUCAUUGAUUCAUAAAUCAACAACAACAUUUCUUCGUAACUCGCAACAUUUCUCAUUUUCUCUCUGGGGCUUGUUUUCUUCUUCGUUAAGCUUUCAAAGGUUAUUUAAUUUACAACAAUGGGGGGGCGUAUGAGUAAGAAGACCCCUGGAACUCCGUCUAAUAUCAACCUUAGUGCUGAUAUGGUAACUGAACUGAGGUCAUAUGAAGCUGCCUGCAAGCUUGACUCAGAUUUGCAGUCAUUUGACACUAACCUUCAAGCUCGAACGAAUCAGGUCAUCAAUACUCUUGCAGUUGGAGUUGAAGUUCGAUCCCUUUCGUUUGAUUCACUCAGACAAGUCACUGAAUGUCUUCUUGAGAUGAAUCAGGAAGUUGUCAAGGUGAUCUUAGACUGUAAGAAAGAUAUAUGGAAGAGUCAAGAACUGUUUGAGCUUGUCGAGGAGUAUUUUGAUAAUAGCUUGAAGACUCUAGAUUUCUGCAAUGCUUUAGACAAGUGCCUAAAGAGAGCUAGGGAUAGUCAAUUGCUUAUUCAUGUCGCUCUUCAAAAGUUUGAAGAAGAAUCUGUGUCGGGAGACAAUUGCUAUGCGAGGACGCUAGAGGAGCUGAAGAGUUUUAAGGCUUCCGGUGAUCCUUUCACGGAAGAAUUCUUCCAAAUAUAUCAAUCUGUUUAUAAUCAGCAAGUGCUCAUGCUUGAGAAGUUGCAACUCAGAAAAGGGAAGUUUGAUAAGAAACUGAAACAAAUGCGUACUUGGAAGAAGGUCUCACUUAUCAUAUUUGUUGCCACGGUUGCUGCUGUAUUGAUCUGUUCGGUUGUAGCAGCGGCUGUUGCUUCACCGCACGUUGCGGCUGCUCUAGCCGCUCUUACUGCUAUCCCAGUCGGUUCAAUGGGAAAGUGGAUAGAUUCCUUGAUGAAGAAUUAUGAAAAUGCAUUGAAAGGACAUAAAGAAGUUACUAUCGCAUUGGAAGUUGGAUCCUAUGUAGCUAUAAAGGAUUUAGAUAAUAUACGGAUUCUAGUGAAUCGACUUGAAGUUGAGAUCGAAUCCUUAAAGACGAAUGUGGAUUUUGCCAUUGAGGAAGAAGAAGCGGUAAAGGUUGCAAUAGAGGAAAUCAAGAAGAAGUUGGGAGUUUUUAUGAAGAAUGUCGAAGAUUUAGGAGCUCAAGCUGAUACAUGUAGCCGUGACAUUAUAAGGGCAAGGACGGUGGUUCUACAAAAAAUCAUUAAACUUCCCCACAAGUGAAGACAUUUUCCUGUAUUGUCAACCAGUAUUUGUUGUUGUGGAAUUAAUUUAUUCCUGCUUCUUGUGAAAUUAAUUGAUUUUCAGUUAUCAUGGAUCUAUGCAAACUUGGGUUAUUUUUUCCGUAAUAGUAAAACUUUUCAAUUGUUUUCAAGGCUUUAGAAUGCUUAUGUUUGUAACUAUAUUUUGUAAUGUAACAUCUAUUUGUGUUUUUA
Messenger RNA from Lathyrus oleraceus (garden pea), 1719 nucleotides. RefSeq names its product UPF0496 protein At4g34320. The record is from RefSeq and is a predicted model, not a curated record. The transcript is spliced from 3 exons. Lineage: Eukaryota; Viridiplantae; Streptophyta; Magnoliopsida; Fabales; Fabaceae. The coding region runs from base 389 to 1507 and encodes 372 amino acids.